GCACGUAGGCCUCCACCCAGCCUCAAGCAUGAUGCUAUGGAGUCGCUCCAUCGCCAUACAGGGCAAUACCCGGCCCUUCGUCCAAAUGUUUACGAAACCCGCCUGAGCUCCGACGCGCAAACCCCUGAGAAGAAGCACAAGUCCAAAACACAUCGCCAUCGUCACCACGACAGCCAUCACCGCCAUGGCAGCAGACACCGUGACCGCGCAAAGGAUGUGCUACAGCCACCGACAAGUUUUGGAGAUUUGCUAAAUAAGGCGAGGGGCAGCAAGGAGCCGUCGCCAACCCACAGUCGGAAGGGGAGCAUUGGAAACAGAGACGAGAACGGAAACGACAACGGGAAGGAUGGGGAUGCGAUUUCGUCACGGCGACCAGUUCGACUGGAAGAUGUGGAGCGAGAAGGGAGGAGGGUAGAAGCCCGGGAACGAUCCCUCCGCACCGCUCUGCAGUCUCUCUCCGAUAAGUCCCUCAAAACCUCUCGCCGUCUCGAUGACACGUACUACUCCAUUCUCGAGAAGGUAUCCGCACUUCGCCAGACGAUUGGCAUGAUGCAGGAACUAUCCGGCCUGACGAGGGAACUACACACAAACUUCGAGACAGAUGCGGAGGAGCUCGUGGAGGAAGUCAAGGGGCAAUAUGAUGGCUUCGACAAGUUCGAGGUGCAGCAGGAGCAGGUUACCGCCCUGGAGGAGCGCAUCCGGGCUGGCAGGGAGAAGGCUGAUGCGCUGACAAGGAGGCUUGCUGAUGCGAAGGAAAAGGUGGAUAAGAGGGCAGAGGCAGAGGCACAGUGGGAGGCUCGAACGUCGCGACACCUGCACAUUUUCUGGGGUAUACUAGCCUCAAUCACCGCCUUCCUAGUCCUUUUGAUGCUCUUCCACCAUCUAAAACCCAACUAUGGCUCGGAAGAGCCAGAUACGACACUCGAUUUCGCCACGAGGGCCAAGCUCUUGAAGGCACCAAUUCCAGACAUGGCGAAGGAAGACAUUAUUGGAUUGGCGACGAGUACGCCAGAUCUGAAGCUGGAGACACCGUUUGCUGCACCUGCUACUGCGUUGGAGGAAGAUGUACGGUUGCGUGUGUUUGACGAGCUAUGAUGCUCCUGCUUUGAGUUUACAGAUACCCAACAUCUUAGUUCUACAUGAAUUGCCUUAAUCGACUGAUGU
Dothidotthia symphoricarpi CBS 119687 is the source of this 1164-nucleotide messenger RNA. RefSeq lists its product as uncharacterized. The record is from RefSeq and is a predicted model, not a curated record. Lineage: Eukaryota; Fungi; Ascomycota; Dothideomycetes; Pleosporales; Dothidotthiaceae. The coding region runs from base 37 to 1095 and encodes 352 amino acids. The transcript has 3 exons.